Messenger RNA from Cooperia oncophora, 753 nucleotides. Lineage: Eukaryota; Metazoa; Nematoda; Chromadorea; Rhabditida; Trichostrongylidae. The record is from the annotation of a GenBank genome assembly.
AUGGCUUUUGAAACCCGGGACCUUCCUGAAGAUGUCUGCGGUUGGUCCCGGUUAGACUGGGAAGUGGAGUUCACUCGGCAAGGCAUCGAUAGUGCGUGGGCUGAAAGUGAUAUCAACAAGGAAUACAGUAUUUGUGACACGUAUCCUGAACGUCUUUGGCUUCCUGUAGCUGCUAAUAAAAAUAUACUUCUGGGUUCGUGCCGCUUUCGUUCGAGGGGGCGGUUGCCAACUCUCACUUAUUUUUAUAAACCGAAUGGAGCUACCAUUUGCAGGUGUGCACAACCAUUGGCAGGGUUUUCGGCCCGAUGUGUUGAGGACGAGAAGCUCAUGGAAUUGAUCAGACAAGCGAAUACGAACUGCGACACGCUGUACCUCGUAGACACUCGGCCCAUGAUGAAUGCAAUGGUGAACAAAGUGCAAGGCAAAGGAUUCGAGGACGAAAGAAACUAUCUGAAUACUAGAUUUCACUCCUUUGAUAUUGAAAACAUACAUGUAAUGCGAACUAGUCAACAAAAACUUCUUGACGCUUGUAACAAAGCUCGCAAUAUGACUGACUACUACAAAACGUUGGAGUCCUCAGGAUGGCUGAAGCAUUUACGAGCUAUAAUCGAGUGUGCGAUUUUUUUAGCCGAGUCUGUAACUCAAGGUAUGAAUUUUUUUGCCCGCAUACGUCCACACCAAUUUAGUUCUUUUCUUUUCUUGAAUGCUCAUUGUGUUGAGAACUUCGGUGGCCCAGCAUUCCCUUGUGUGUAA